Periophthalmus magnuspinnatus is the source of this 4741-nucleotide messenger RNA. RefSeq names its product pleckstrin homology domain containing, family A member 7b (gene plekha7b). Gene Ontology annotation, molecular function: protein binding. Bases 259 to 4188 code for a protein of 1309 amino acids. NCBI's taxonomy places the organism in Eukaryota, Metazoa, Chordata, Actinopteri, Gobiiformes, Gobiidae. The record is from RefSeq and is a predicted model, not a curated record. The transcript is spliced from 28 exons.
UGCGCUGUUCCGCAGUACACUUCACUGAUUAUUCCGGGUCUAGUUUAUCAUAAACCAGACGCUGCGUUAUCCUCGGAGCACAGGUCAGCAGCUCCAAACAGAGGCGCGGAGGAGGAAGUCUGUCUGGAGUGUUUUUGGGCUUCAGUCCUCGUCCCCUUUAAAACUAUGCAGCCCUAGCGGUGGUUUUAUGAUGUGAACUCCCAGGACAAGUCUGUGGAGAGGGAGAGGGGGACAAACCGAGCCCGGAGACGAGAAAUCAUGGCGGCACCUCUCGGACGGGACGCCUUACCUGAACACUGGUCGUAUGGAGUUUGCAGGGACGGCCGGGUUUUCUUCAUAAAUGAUAAAACUCAUUCUACUACUUGGCUCCAUCCGCGCACUGGUGAACCUGUAAAUUCUGGGCACAUGAUUCGUUCAGAUCUACCACGAGGAUGGGAAGAGGGAUUCACCGACGAGGGAGCCAGCUUCUUCAUCAACCACAACGUGAGGGCUACGACGUUUCGACAUCCAGUAACCGGACAGAUCUCCCCUGAAAACACAGAAUACACGCUACAGGACAGAAUUGAGUCUCGCAUGUCCAAGUCAGUGUCCAAUCACAGAUCCCCCGGCAUGGUCACGGAGUCAACCAAACCUGUGACCACCACUCCGCUGGAUGGCACCUCAGGGUCAAAGGGCUUCAGAGGCAGUGGAAAAGUACACAGUUUCGGUAAAAGGGAUCAUUCGAUUAAAAGAAAUCUCAACGUCCCAGUGGUCGUCAGGGGGUGGCUCUAUAAACAGGACAGCUCUGGAAUGCGACUGUGGAAGAGGAAGUGGUUUGUUUUGUCAGACUUCUGCUUGUUUUAUUACAAAGACAGUCGAGAGGAGUCGGUGCUGGGGAGCAUCCCUCUGCCCAGUUACGUCAUAUCACCGGUGGAGCCAGAAGACCACAUAAACCGAAAAUACGCUUUUAAGGCGAGCCAUACAGGAAUGCGCUCCUACAUUUACAAUAAGAACUCUGUGAUUGGCUCACAGGCGGAACACUGCGGGAUGCGGACAUAUUUCUUCAGUGCGGACACACAGGAGGACAUGAAUGGCUGGAUCCGGGCCAUGAACCAGGCUGCGCUGAUGCAGCAGAGUCACUCUAUAAAGAGGGACGUGGAACAGUCAGAGAAGGCCACACAGCAGGCCGUCCCUCAAAGCAGCCAUGCCCACAUCAACUCCACUCACACCGAAAGCCCAAGUAAAGCAGACAGAGAAGUGGACCACAGUAUUAGAUUAGCGCACAGAGAUGAGGUGAGGUAUGGUAUCGAGGUCCAGCCCAGAUCCACCCGCACAGCCCCAGAGGAGAGACUGUCCCCUGAGACGGGUGACGCACAGAAGAACGGCCCCACUGUGGUUCAAGUCAAUCUACCUCCAGAACAAAACGGAAAUGUUGUCUAUCAAAGGGGUUUUGUGACAAGAACUGACACUGACAAACAUGUGCAGAGAAAAAACACACUGGCCCAAGUGGAGCAUUGGGUCAAAGUUCAAAAAGGAGAUCCCAUGAAGAGUGCCACACCGACUGAAUACCAACUUCCCCGCCGUACACCACCUUUAAAGCCAAAAACCAGCACAAUGGACGCCGCAUACCAGUCUUUGCCAAAGUCCCCUCGCCUCCCGUCGGGCAGCUGUUCUCCUCCCGCAGCGUCCAACCUGCCCAGUGACUACAAGUAUGCUCACGACAGACUCAGCCACUUCCGCAUGUCCACUGACGAGCGCAUGGCCACGAAGGAGGGCAUGGUGUGGCAGUUGUACGAGUGGCAGCAGCGGCAACAGUUUCGCCACGGAAGCCCCACUGCUCCCAUCUACAGCGGGCCUAACUUCACUGACUCGUCGGCUUUUAGAGUCACCGUGGAGAUGCCCAGGUCCAUCUCCGUACCUCCUUCCCCGUGUGAAGUCCCACCAUCUAUAUCCACUACGUUUAAGCCCCUAUCGCCACGUAGACCACACACUCCCUCAGACCGACGCACAGUUAGGCCUUUAGACGAACUCGCACAAGAUAGCACAAGAGCCAGCUCGCCAGGUCAUCUUUGUCACAUUUCACAGACCUCCCAGAUAGAGAGACGGUCCAUGCCUGCCAUGGGCUACAUCACACACACAGUCAGUGCUCCGAGUCUGCACGGAAAAACGCCCGAGGAGCUGACUCUGCUGCUCAUUCAGCUUCGGAGGCACCAGGCCCAGCUGGCGGGUGUGCACAGCCCCAGUGAGGCCUUUGCUCACCUGCAGCAGCACCAGCACAACGGCCUGUUAGGCUCCAGCUUACAGGCGGAUGACACGUACAUACAACUGAAGAAGGACCUGGAGUAUCUGGACCUGAAGGUUACUGGAUGUGAAAGCCUAAAAAAAGAAAGACCAUCAAAGCCUGUGAGAAUAGCAGAGAGUGAUGCUGAUGUUAAACUAAGUCGGUUGUGUGAACAGGACAAGAUUUUACAAGAGCUUGAAUCCAGGAUACGCACCCUGAAGGAAGACAAGGACAAGCUGGAGUCUGUACUGGACGUGUCUCACCAGCAGAUGGAGCAGUACCGGGACCAGCCCGCACACGCAGAGAAGAUCGCCUACCAGCAGAAAUUACUCCAAGAGGAUGUGGUUCACAUCAGAGCUGAGAUAUCUAAAGCAUCAACAGAGAUGGAGAACGCCUGGGCUGAAUACACUCGGUUGGAGAAGGACGUGGAGUGGCUCAAGUCGGCCCUGCAGGGACAGAUGACCCGCAGCGAUCUCACUCAGCAGGAAAAGGUGCAGAUCAGGAAAGAGCUGUGGAGGGUUGAGGAUGUCAUCGCAGGCCUCAGUGCAAAUAAAACCAACUACAAAGUUACCAUCUCCUCAAUAACCAACCCAGAGAGGAAAUUUGUGCCUUCAGUGUCGGCGUCAUCAGUGCCUUGUGUGUCUGGGAGCCCGUCUGCUAUGGAGAUGAGACUGUCCCAGCAGCAGCAGCUCAGCCCCCACCUCACCCCCUCCCUCUCGUCCAGCUUCAGUAUGGAGCAGCCAUUGUACUCGACACUUCCCAUCACUGGGCAUAAAUGGGGUGAGGAAGAUGUGCCCCCCCGCCCUCCUCUACCUCAGCUCUACAGUCCCAACGAGCACCCACCUGCCGUGCCCCCGCUGCCCAAAGAAACCACGGUGAUCCGCCACACUUCAGUACGAGGCCUGAAGCGACAGUCGGACGAACGCAAGCGGGACAGAGAGAUCGGACACUUCACCAACGGAGACACGAAGGUUGAACUCCGACCUUUCCUGAGUGAGCCCGAGUUGAUGGGAGCUGGAGACGGCUCGAGUUUGGUCAGUGCGGUUGCAGCAGGACACGAUGGAGGUUACCAGACGUUACCAGGCAGAGGAGCGGCUUCUUCCUCUUUUAGGAUAAAUCAGUCUUCGAGCAUCUCUUCAUAUGUGACUCUUCGACGAGCAGCAUCAGCUGUCAGCAUGAAGGAGAGACCCAAAAGUGCCUUGGAGCGCCUGUACUCCGGGGAUGCAGCGCUACAGCAGCAGAGAGGGAGGAUGAGUGCGGACGAGCAGCUGGAGAGGAUGAAGAGGCAUCAGAAGGCCCUCGUUCGCCAACGUAAACGCACCCUAAGUCACGGAGACCGCCACGGCGCCUCGUCCUCGCGCUCUUCAGCCUCCUCCUUGCGCCCACUCUCUGCAGACCUGGGAUCACUGAAGAGAGAGCAGGACUUUGACUUGCAGCUGCUGGAGCGGGCCGUGCAGGGGGAGGAGUCAGUGCGCAGCGUCCAGGGAGAAGAGAGACCCCCGGAGCACAAGGAGAGACCCCGCUCCCACUCGGAUGAAUGGCUGACUUUUAAAUCCACAGCCACGCCCACAAAAGAAGGGGAACUAGAGCCGCUGGAGUAUGACCUGGACCUGAGUAAAGAGUUGUCUAAGCCUCAAAAAGUGCUGAUCCCAGAGCGGUACAUGGAGUCAGAGCCUGAGGAAGCGCUCAGUCCAGAGGAGGUGGAGGAACGGCAGCGUAAAGUCCAACGAAUCAAGAGCAUUUUGGCAAAGUCCAGUGUGCAGAAUCUGGCCCCCGCUGUGUCUGUGGACAAACCGGACCUGGGUCGGGCGACUCUGGACUCUGCUCUUCAGGAACAGGAGAGGAUCAUCACUAUGUCCUAUGCACUUGCCUCAGAGGCUUCACUCAAGAGUAAAAUGGUUGCAGCUCAAGCUAUUUCUGGACACUGAGGUGCUAUUCAACAAACUACUGUGUUCUGUGACAUGAGUGGAUCAUGUUUGACUUUGGACCAUGUAAAUUUGAGCAGAAAGCUGAAGCCCACAUGUAGCCUCGUGUUUAAGGAGCUCAAAGCCACUUUUCCUGUGACACUGAAGCCUGUGUGAGCGGCUGUGCUUUUUGACUCUGGACAUGCCUAACACGUGUUAUUUUCAACAGGUUCUUGCACUUUGAAUGACUGAAUUCUGAUGAGGAAUUGAUCUCACACUUUACAUGUUUGACUGAAUUACGUUGAGUCGCUGUGUGAUCUUCACUUUAACUUUGUUUCCAGGUACUGAAUGUUUAAAGCAAAUGGUACAAAAUGUUAUUUUCUUUGUCAGAGACUAUUUUACACCAAACCACUUGAAAUGUCAUGUAUGUGCAGUAUCUACUGCCGCACUGCCAGUCUCCUUUUAGCUUGCCAAGAUAAAUUUUUAUUUUUUCUGCUUAUAUUAGGACUGAAUUUAACAUUUAACCUAUUUUUGUGCGUCUGGGAACAGCUGCACAAUAAAACUUUAUAUGAAUGUG